Messenger RNA from Penicillium brasilianum, 2013 nucleotides. NCBI's taxonomy places the organism in Eukaryota, Fungi, Ascomycota, Eurotiomycetes, Eurotiales, Aspergillaceae. The record is from the annotation of a GenBank genome assembly.
AUCGGUUUGGAAGAACAUGGAUGUUGAACCUCUGCAUGUCAAGCUCAUGUGGGGCUCACUUUAUAGAUCGAACUCAAGUUCCCGCAUCGCACGUCAAAUCUGGAGCUGAUAGUUAUGAAGUUCCAUGGAGUAAGCUCGGUCCUCAAUUCAGGCUGAACAUGAUACGGCCAAUAAUAGGUAUUCAAGGAUAAGACAAUUGCAUUUCAUAUGUAUCCACAGCAGCAUAAGCAAUGCCGGUUUUCUCGGCUGUUAUGACAGCCCCACCUAUGGCUCGCCGUCAAGCCUUCUCCACAUGUGCACCACAUUAUUCGCGUCCAGCACUUCUCCCUCUUCUUUGGUUUUUUUUUUCUUGUUGUUUGGUAGCUGUUUCUUUCUUAUCAGUGAGAAAGACCUGUUCCUGAUAUUUUAGUCCCGCAAUCAUCUGGCAGGACAGUUAGCAUAUCCAAUUCAACAGUUGCUUCCCGUCCAACCGGGAUUUCCCCCAAAUCAAUAUGCCCAACCAGCUUCACAGCGCACCGCCCUUCCGGGCCGAGCACAUGGGCUCGUUGCUGCGUCCUGAUGACCUGCUUGAGGUUCGCGCUAAGAUCCGUGACACCGGUAUCUCGGAUGAGGCUGCUGGUCUGCACGCCGUUGAAGAGGUUGCGGUUAAGAAUGUUGUCCAGCUCCAGCGGGACCUUGGUUACAAGGCUGUUUCCUCCGGCGAGUUCAACCGGACCCGUUUCUGGGGUCUUAUGUGGGACGAGUUCCAAGGAACCAUUCGUCUCCAGGAUGCCGAUGCCUCUAUGUUCAGACUGUACCACCCCGACGUCGUCAGUCUGAUCGAGAAGGACCGUAAGGUCAUGCCCGGUGACUCGGUCAUUGCCGGAUCCAAGCUCACCUGGAGUGCCGAGAACUCCGUGUCAAACCUGCACGAGUUGAAGCUCGUUCAGGCUUCUUUGCCCGAGAGUGAGUGGGGCAACAUCAAGCUCACCAUGAUCACUCCCGCUUGGUUCCACAUGCGGUACAAGCAGGGCAAGGCGUACACUCCCGAGGCCUAUGCCAACGAUGAGGAGUACUUCGCGGGCGUUGCCCACGUGUACCAGGCCGAGUUGGAUGCUCUGUACAAGGCCGGUCUGCGUAACGUGCAGUUUGACGACCCCGGCAUGGCGUACUUCUGCUCCAAGUCCUUCCGCCAGGGCUGGGAGGAAGACAAGGACAACAAUGGCACUGUUGACGAUUUGUUCGACGCCUAUGUCAAGCUGUACAACGAUUGUCUUGCCAAGAUCCCUGCCGAUAUGCACACCGGUAUCCACCUGUGCCGUGGUAACUUCAUUGGCGGCCGCCACUUCGCCGAGGGCUCAUACGACAUCAUCGCCAAGAAGUUGUUUGAGAACCUCAAUGUCAACACCUUCUACCUCGAGUAUGACACCGAGCGCGCGGGCGGUUUCGAGCCUCUCAAGUUCCUGCCCAAGAACAAGAAUGUCGUGGUCGGCGUCAUCAGCACCAAGCUUCGUGAGCUGGAGGACAAGGAGGCGAUGAAGGAGCGCAUCUACAAGGCCGCCGACUUCGUGGCUUCUGGUAGUGGUGAGACCCGUGAGGAGGCCCUGAAGCGUAUCUGUGUCAGCCCUCAGUGUGGCUUCAGCACCCACGAGAGCGGAUACCCUCUGAGCCUCGAGGACGAGAAGAAGAAGCUGGGUCUUGUUCGGGAGAUUGCCGAUGAGAUCUGGGGUGAGGCUUAGAUGGGUGGGUAUUCAAAACUCACCCAGUGGCUUGUAAUGGUUUCUCGAAUAUUUCAACAGCGACGGGAAACUUUGAUGAUGUGACACGACGAGACGUAUUUUCUUUCAACAGUUCGUACCCAGGUCUGGAAUAACCUUGUGGGUUUGGCAUGUACAUAUCUAUAUGGACCUAGGUGAUUGAGAAGAUGAGUGGCGGGCUUCAUUGAUUAGCCGCUUGAAUCUGAAUUUGCUUCAAUGCUCUUCAUUGAAUGAUUGAUCUGGAGUACUGUGUGGGACAAAGCCCCCUCUUUUAAAG